UUAAUAAUCUUACCAGAGAAAGGUUAUUGCUCCGUACAUGUCGUCGACCUGCACUAUCCAUCAGACAGAAGAAGCAAAGCAUUGAGCGACAGAAGGGUGAGGGGCUGCCGGCAGAACCCAAGUAUCCCAGUUUCCGAAACCCGAGUAUUCCGACGCUCAGAGGAUCCAAUUGCGGUCCGGUCGAUAUCAUCGAUAUUUCUUUUAUGCAAAAUCUCCCCUGAUUUCAUGUUUUCACCCGCUUCGCCUUCAGAUAGAUUGACGGGCCGCUGCUCCGGUUAAGGUGCCAUCUCGCAAUUUCGCAAGGAACUCUUCUCAUUUCCCAGGUUUUAUGAUCUUCUGGGGGGUUUUUCGCUGUCAUGUUUCUAUUCUCUAAUUUCUGCCACUCCUAAUUCCUGCUCCCUGUCUUUUCAUAUACUUUUAGCAUACAUUUGACAUUCCUGUAAUCGUGACUGUAAAAGUAUUCACCUUUUUUUCAUAUUCGUCUUAUGGGACUGGAGCUUGGUCACUUAAAUCGAGCUUUUGGUUAUCUUCAAAAAUCUUUUUUCUUUAUUUGAUGUUCUUGAGCUAAAUUUUAAAUUGUCAAUGGCCAAUCAACCUCACUCUUCCUUGGGGUACUCUGGCACUGUUCAACCCCCUCACCAAGGUACCCACUCACCUCUUCCGGAUUCAAUACUCAGCUCUCCUCCUUUCCCUUCAACAUCUGGUCCAAGAUUUCCUCCACCAAUAGUACAACCUAACCAGGUUCCUUCUCCAUCUAUUAAGACCCCUAAUCUACCUUCACCAGCCAAUGGGAUUAGAACUGGAAGCCCUGUUCCUCACCUGAGCACUCCACCUGGACCUCCCAUGUUCUCCCCACCACUUCAACCUGCUGCUGUGCCUUUUCGAACAUCUCCAGCCACUCCUCAGCCUGUUGUGUUCUCUUCAGGUUCAUCCCUACCCACAUCAUCUCCUCCCCAUUUUUCUAAUGGGUCUCUUGAGGAGCUGCACCAGACUUCUGGUGAUAGAGAAGAAUGGACAAAUUCUACAGAAUCUCCAAAUGUUGUGUUUUCAUCUUAUAAGGUAUUGAAACAGAAGAAACUAGCAAAUGUUCUGAGUUUAGGGUUUGGUGCAUUAGUUUCCCCAGGCAGGGAGGUAUCCUUAGGUCCUCAAAUAGUUCAGCGUGAUCCCAUUCGCUGUCAUAAUUGUGGGGCCUAUGCCAACCUUUAUUGCAAUAUUUUACCUGGUUCUGGUCAGUGGCAGUGUGUAAUUUGUCGUAAUCUGAAUGCAAGUGAAGGUCGGUAUUUGGCUUCUAGCAAGGAGGAGCUUCGCAAUCUGCCAGAACUGUCAUCACCGUUAGUUGAUUAUGUCCAAACUGGGAAUAAAAGACCUGGUUUUUUCCCAGUCUCAGAUACUAGAGUGUCCGCACCAAUUAUUCUUGUUAUAGAUGAGUGUUUAGAUGAACCACACCUGCAGCAUCUACAAAGCUCCUUGCACGCUUUUGUAGAUUCACUACCCCCAACAACAAGACUUGGAAUUAUUGUGUAUGGUCGCACAGUGUCAGUCUAUGAUUUCUCAGAAGAAUCAAUGGCAUCUGCUGAUGUACUUCCUGGUAACAGAUCACCAUCUCAGGAAUCUCUAAAAGCAUUGAUCUAUGGAACAGGGAUAUACCUUUCACCUAUGCAUGCUUCGCUUCCUGUUGCACACUCAAUAUUCUCAUCUCUGAGGCCAUAUAAACUUAAUAUUCCAGAAGCUUCUAGAGAUCGCUGUCUGGGUACUGCAGUGGAAGUUGCUCUAGCAAUAAUUCAAGGGCCUUCAGCAGAAAUGUCAAGGGGGGUUGUUAAAAGACCUGGAGGAAACAGUAGGAUAAUUGUCUGUGCUGGGGGACCAAAUACAUGUGGGCCUGGUUCAGUUCCUUAUUCUUUUUCUCAUCCAAACUAUCCCCAUAUGGAGAAAACAGCAUUCAAGUGGAUGGAAAAUCUAGGUCGUGAGGCGCACAGGCAUAGUACAGUCAUUGACAUAUUAUGUGCUGGUACAUGUCCAGUUCGGGUACCUGUUCUGCAACCUCUUGCAAAAGCUUCUGGUGGUGUUCUGAUUCUCCAUGAUGACUUUGGAGAGGCAUUUGGUGUGAACUUACAGAGAGCAUCUGUCAGGGCUGCAGGUUCUCAUGGUUUGCUGGAGAUCCGUUGUUCUGAUGAUAUUUUUAUAAGUCAAGUAAUAGGUCCUGGUGAGGAGUCACAUGUAGACAACCAUGAAAGUUUUAAGAGUGACAGCGCACUUUCCAUUCAGAUGCUUAGUGUUGAAGAGACACAGAGCUUGGCAUUAUGCAUGGAAACCAAGAGAGAUAUCAAGAGUGAUUUUGUGUAUUUUCAGUUUGCAUUUCACUUUUCAGAUGUUUACCAAUCCGAUAUCUCCAGAGUGAUCAGCGCAAGAUUGCCUACAGUGGAUAGCAUUUCAGCCUAUCUUGCAAGUGUUCAAGAUGAAGUGGCUGCUGUUCUUAUUGCCAAGAGGACACUUUUACGUGCCAAGGAUGCCAAUGAUGCACUUGAUAUGCAAGGAACAGUAGACGAAAGAAUUAAAGAUAUUGCCAUCAAGUUUGGUUCUCAAAUGCCCAAAUCUAAGCUUUAUCAGUUCCCCAAGGAGCUCUCCUUCUUGCCAGAGCUCUUAUUCCAUCUUAGAAGAGGCCCACUUCUUGGAAGCAUUCUUGGUCAUGAAGAUGAGAGGUCUGUGUUGCGGAACUUGUUUCUGAAUGCAUCAUUUGAUUUAUCCCUCCGAAUGAUUGCCCCUCGUUGUCUGAUGCAUCGGGAAGGUGGUACUUUUGAGGAACUACCAGCUUAUGAUCUUGCUAUGCAAUCUGAUGCAGCUGUUGUUCUCGAUCAUGGCACCGAUGUCUUCAUUUGGUUGGGUGCUGAACUAGAUGCUCAGGAUGGAAAGGGUGCUGCAGCGUUGGCAGCUUGUAGAACAUUAGCUGAAGAGCUGACUGAAAUGAGGUUUCCAGCCCCACGCAUCCUGGCAUUCAAGGAGGGAAGUUCCCAGGCACGGUAUUUUGUUUCUCGGCUGAUAGCAGCACACAAAGAUCCUCCCUAUGAACAGGAGGCAAGAUUUCCACAGCUUCGAACACUGACAACAGAACAGAGGACAAAACUGAAAAGCAGCUUCCUUCACUUUGAUGAUCCUAGCUUCUGUGAAUGGAUGCGGAGUCUGAAAGUGUUGCCCCCUGAACCAAGCUAGGUGGGCUGCAUAAUCAAAAUUCCCGGACGAGUGGUGAAAAUCUCAAAGAGGAAUUAAGUUGGGCCAUGCUUUUGUCUUAGUCUCCAUCUCUCAAGAACUUUUUCCCCUCCUAGUCUGACUAUUUUGCAUGCAAAUUGCAGUGCUCACAGAGAUUAUAUUGCAGUCCCCGCUCCCUCAGAACUGUAGUUUUUUUUUUUUUUUUUUUUUUUUUUUUUUUUUUUUUUUUUUUUGGUUUGGUUUUGUUGAGGUGAUUGAUACCUGAUGUACCUUGUUGCAUUGGUUUUGUAUUUACACAAUUAGCUUGUACAUCAUGGCAGAUGAAUAAGGUAGAUUGUUCACUUGAUUUGAUGGUACUUUUA
Messenger RNA from Ipomoea nil (Japanese morning glory), 3566 nucleotides. RefSeq names its product protein transport protein SEC23. The transcript has 6 exons. NCBI's taxonomy places the organism in Eukaryota, Viridiplantae, Streptophyta, Magnoliopsida, Solanales, Convolvulaceae. Gene Ontology annotation, molecular function: zinc ion binding; GTPase activator activity. Gene Ontology annotation, cellular component: endoplasmic reticulum exit site; COPII vesicle coat. Gene Ontology annotation, biological process: COPII-coated vesicle cargo loading; intracellular protein transport; endoplasmic reticulum to Golgi vesicle-mediated transport. Bases 583 to 3207 code for a protein of 874 amino acids. The record is from RefSeq and is a predicted model, not a curated record.